UCUUCAUGGCAUUCAGUCGGAGCGCGUACGUCGUAUAGAAUAGAAGCAUUUAAUGAGCUUUUCAAAAACAACUGUAGAUACAUACAUACUUACAGACGACAUACUUGGUUGCCGCGUUACGCGUUAGCGUGACCAACUACGCUGCGGUGGAGCGUUUUUAGCUAAAAAAUUUUAUUUUUCUAAUUUCUGCUGUAAAAUUUUAUUGUGCCAAUGUGAAUCACAACAAUCCACUGAGAAUUUAUAACAACAAACAACAAAAAACAACCGCUAUAAAACUUAAGUGUAGCAAAUUGUUCAUACAUAUCAUACAUAUGUAUGUAUGUAUAUUUAUAACCGUGCAUAAAUUUUGUAAGACAUAGAAGAAAAAACAAAAACAAAAAUAAAAACAAAUGAAAAUGCAGUGCCAAUUACUCAACAAGUGUAACUUGACAUUUUUACUGUUAUGUUUAGUGGCGUUUCAAUUGGCGGCAUGUUGUACGCGUGCACCAACACAUCUACCGCAUGGUAGGCGUUCGCGCGGCGACAAUGGCUAUAGAUUAAUUGUGGCCGAGGGUGAUAUUGGCUAUGUGCCGGGCGAAACUUAUAACGUUUUGCUAAUCGGUGCACGAACCCAUGAAAAGGUACAACAUUUCACUCAUUUCACAAUAACUGCCGAGGCCCACAUACCCGGCCGUCGUGCGCAGCCUGCAAGCCCCAAGCGAGUUGGACGAUUUGUACUCUUUAGUGAUGCGUUGACGAAAUUUAGUGACCGUUGCGUCAACACUGUGCAGGAAGCAGAAGACUUACCUAAAACGGAAGUGCAAGUAAUGUGGACAGCGCCAGCCGUGGGCUCGGGCUGUAUUUCUAUUUCCGCUAUGGUCUAUGAGGGUCCACGGGCAUGGUACUCGGACGAUGGGCAAUUAACAAAGGUCGUAUGCGAACGGAAAACCAAUGUGCAUACAGUGAAGAAGGAAUGUUGCGCUUGUGAUGAAGCUAAAUAUAGCUUCGUUUUCGAGGGUAUUUGGUCGAAUGAAACACAUCCGAAGGAUUAUCCUUUCGCAAUUUGGUUAACACAUUUCUCAGAUGUCAUUGGUGCUUCACAUGAGUCGAAUUUUUCAUUCUGGGGUGAAAAUCAUAUCGCCACAGAUGGCUUCCGCUUCUUGGCAGAGUUUGGAUCGCCAUCAGCUUUAGAAACUGAGCUGCGUGCUAGAGGUCCACGUUUGAGAACGCUUAUAAAAGCCGCUGGUCUCUGGUAUCCGAAUGUGAAUACUAAUACUUCUUCGAAAUUCCGUGUUGAUCGCACACAUCCAAAAGUGUCUUUGGUGUCCAUGUUUGGUCCUUCCCCUGAUUGGGUUGUUGGUAUAAGUGGUGUAGAUUUGUGCACUGAAGAUUGUUCAUGGAAGGAGUCGUUAGAUUUUGAUCUCUAUCCGUGGGAUGCCGGCACUGAUAGUGGCAUUAGUUACAUGUCACCGAAUGCAGAGACCCAACCGCGAGAGCGCAUGUACCGCAUUACAACUAUGUAUCCGGAGGACCCACGUUCUCCCUUCUAUAAUCCUAGUAGCAGUGAUAUGACACCUUUGGCCAAAUUAUAUAUCAGACGUGAAAAGAUAAUCUCGAGAAGCUGUGACGACAACUUUUUGGAAGCUUUACAAUUGGAUGUCUCUGAUGAUGUUGAAGAACAGGAUAUUAGACCGGAAUGUCAUUUAACGCCGUACAGUGAGUGGAGUCCAUGCUCCGUCACCUGCGGCAAGGGAAUACGUAAACGCACGCGGGAAUAUGUUAACCCGGAAGCGGCCGCUGCUGCCGAUUGUUCCCGUCAGACGGUAUCGAAGGAGAUGUGCGCAGCACCAAUAGCAGAAUGCAACGAUCAACCACAAGAUGAUGAUGAUGAAGGUGAAAAUUUGGCACAUGCUAUCUCUUUGGUAUCGGAUGAUGGCGAAGGUGCUGGUAUUUGCAAAACCACCGCAUGGAGUGUUUGGUCCGAGUGUUCGGCUAGUUGUGGUAUUGGUAUUACAAUGCGCACACGUACAUUCAUCGACCACACUGGACGCAAACACUGUCCCCAUAUUACCAUAGUUGACAAACAAAAAUGUAUGCGUCCUGAUUGUAAGUUCGAAGAAGUUGAACUGCCUGAUCCUAUGUGUCCGACAACACAAUGGAGUGACUGGAGUCCAUGCACUGCUACUUGUGGACGUGGUGUUACUAUCCGUACACGGCUUUUACUAUUGGAGAAUGGAGCAAUGAAGGACAACUGUACGAAACGCAUGGAGCUGAAUCAGCAAAAGGAAUGUAACGUGCCACAAGACUGCACCAUUAACAUGGAUAUGGCCAAAGAUAUUUGUGUGCAGCAUUAUGAUAGCGGUCCUUGCCGUAGUUCUUACCAACGUUAUGCCUACAAUCACGUGAGCGGUCGCUGCGAGAGUUUCACCUAUGGCGGUUGUCGCGGUAAUCGUAAUAACUUCCUUACCGAACGCGAUUGCUUAAACGCCUGCAGCAUGUUGCAAUCUGUUGAACCCACUUACAGCCGCCCUCCGGCUACCAUUCGAACUCAAUCAAGCUCGCAUCAAGCACCGACCUAUCAAACUGUCGAUUGUGUAAUGUCUGAAUGGUCUAAUUGGUCUGAAUGCAGUGUAAGCUGUGGCGCAGGCUAUUCGAAUCGUAAUAGGCAUGUAAUAAAGGAACCUAGAAAUGGUGGUCAGCCGUGUCCAAAACGUAUGGUGAAGGUACGACGCUGCCAAAUGGCUGACUGUUGAUGAAUUCUCAACAUGUGCACACUUAGGUGAAUGAAAUUUAAGG
This is a messenger RNA of Ceratitis capitata (Mediterranean fruit fly), 2775 nucleotides long. RefSeq names its product spondin-1 (gene fat-spondin). The coding region runs from base 390 to 2732 and encodes 780 amino acids. Gene Ontology annotation, cellular component: extracellular matrix. Gene Ontology annotation, biological process: cell adhesion. Gene Ontology annotation, molecular function: serine-type endopeptidase inhibitor activity. Lineage: Eukaryota; Metazoa; Arthropoda; Insecta; Diptera; Tephritidae. The record is from RefSeq and is a predicted model, not a curated record. The transcript has 9 exons.